Messenger RNA from Lactuca sativa (garden lettuce), 1224 nucleotides. RefSeq names its product trafficking protein particle complex II-specific subunit 130 homolog. Gene Ontology annotation, cellular component: TRAPPII protein complex. The record is from RefSeq and is a predicted model, not a curated record. Lineage: Eukaryota; Viridiplantae; Streptophyta; Magnoliopsida; Asterales; Asteraceae. Gene Ontology annotation, biological process: early endosome to Golgi transport; intra-Golgi vesicle-mediated transport.
AUGGAAGCGCUGCUCAAGUUGCUGACCAAUUUCUUCACCUGCGUUUCGAGUUCCGUGAGAUCAGUUCUCGCUUCAGUAGCAGAAGAAACAACUCUCGGCCUAAAAGAUGAUCUCCGCCAUAUUUGGUUUCGUGCUCUGUUUCCAAAUCGAGGUUUUGAUGUGGCUGGAUUUUUUCAAGUACCUGAUUCUGAUAGGCUAGGUUCUUUCUUAGGCUGGAUUUAUUCAGGCUGGAUUUGUUCAAAUAUAAGAACUAGCAACAUUCUACUUGAUAGAGAAUUGCAGCAAAAAAUAGCAAAUUUUGGGCUUAUAAGAUUGCUACCAGAAGAUACGACUCAUCUUAGCACAAAAUUCUCAGGGACUUUGACUAUAGCUGUUCACUUCACCAACCCAUUCCAUGUCAGCACACGUGUAGCAGAUAAAUGCAGUGAUGGCACCUUGCUUUUGCAGGUGAUACUCUACUCACGAGUGAAGGCUAACUUAACCAUACACGAUUCUUGGCUGGACCUAAAAGACGGUUUUACCCUUGCUGGUGAAAGUCAAAGUAAUGGAAGACCAACAUCCGCCUUCUUUCCACUUGUAGUUCCUUCUACAUCAAGAGCCGGAAUCUUGUUCACUAUAUCCCUACCCACAAAUGAUGAAGCGAAAGAUAUGAAUCCUGAUAGUCAUACGAUAUUAAAUAUAAAAUAUAAAAUAUCUGGGGAUAGAAAUCAUGGAUCGCAUACUCCUAUGUUUGAGGAUGAGUCUUCACAGAUGUUGACUUUUAAGAGUGCUCUUGUUUUACAAAGACCAGUGUUGGAACCUUGUUUGGCAGUUGGUUUUCUUCCCCUUCCUCCAGAAGGCCUUAGAGUCGGCCAGCUUUUUACUAUGAAGUGGCGAGUUGAAAGGUUGAAGUAUCUCGAGGACGAACAAUACGAUGAGGUAGUAUAUGAAAUAAACGCAAAUUCUGAAAACUGGAUGAUUGCUGGGAGGAAGCGAGGCCAUGCACCUCUCUCCACAAAGCAAGGUUCACGAAUAGAGAUUUCAAUCCUAUGCGUGCCAUUGGUUGCUGGGUACAUGCGGCCCCCACAACUGGAGUUACCGGACAUUGGUGAGGGUAAUAUUAGUUGCAACCCAGCUGGGCCCCACUUGGUCUGUGUUUCCCCUCCACCUCUCAGCUCCUCCUUCUGUAUUCCCAUUCCCAUUCCUGCCUAGAGAUGAAAUCGUGACUUUUGUAGGUGCUUUGGU